UUCCCUUCUGACGUCACGCUCCUUGACACGCCCUUCGCGGAAGUGUGGCUCUCCGCCGGCCCGCGCAUGCGCAGUGCCUUUCUCCCCUCAGCUCGCCUCGGAAGAUGGUGCUCGUCAAGGAAUUUCGCGUGGUGCUGCCUUGCUCCGUCCAAGAGUACCAGGUGGGCCAGCUGUACUCGGUGGCGGAGGCCAGCAAGAACGAGACGGGCGGCGGGGAGGGCAUCCAGGUCUUGACGAACGAGCCCUACGAGAACGACGGGGAGAAAGGGCAGUUCACACACAAGAUCUACCACCUCAAGAGCAAAGUCCCUGGCUUUGUCCGGAUGUUUGCUCCGGAAGGUUCUCUGGUUUUCCAUGAAAAGGCCUGGAAUGCCUAUCCCUAUUGCCGGACCAUUGUAACAAACGAAUACAUGAAGGAGGAUUUCUUCAUCAAGAUCGAAACGUGGCACAAACCCGAUUUGGGCACCUCGGAAAACGUCCAUGACCUGGACCCGAACGCCUGGAAAGGGGUUGAGGUCAUCCACAUCGACAUCGCUGACCGGGGUCAAGUCGAGCCUGGGGACUACAAAGCAGAGGAAGACCCGGCUUUAUUCCAAUCGGUCAAGACACAGAGGGGACCCCUGGGACCUGACUGGAAGAAAGAGCUGGCGGCCAAUGAGGAGUGUCCCAAAAUGUGCGCAUACAAGUUGGUGACCAUUAAAUUCAGAUGGUGGGGAUUGCAGAACAAGAUAGAAAAUUUCAUCCAGAAGCAAGAGAAGCGGAUAUUCACCAAUUUCCACCGACAGCUCUUCUGCUGGAUUGACAGGUGGAUUGAUUUGACAAUGGAAGACAUUCGGAGGAUGGAGGACGAGACACAAAGAGAGCUCGAGGCGCUGCGGAAUCAGGGGGAAGUGCGGGGGACGAGCGCUGCCAACGACGAGUGACUUCCUGUUUCCUGUCGAGGGAGGGACUUCCUGUUUCAAAAGAAGGCGGGGCUAGGGAAGCUCCGCCCCUUUUCCCAUCACAAAGAAAGGAAAAAAAAAGACUCUUUUGAAAAAGAAGAAGAAAUAAUGAUGGACCAAUUUGUUUCUCUCUUCGUUAGUUGAUUUAUGUAAUAUUUUUCCCAAUUUAAUUCCCAGAUUUAAUUCUAAUUUAAUUCCCAAAUUUAAUUCCAAUUUAUUCACCAAUUUAAUUUGUUUCUCUCUUCGUUAGUUGAUUUAUGUAAUAUUUUUCCCAAUUUAAUUCCCAGAUUUAAUUCUAAUUUAAUUCCCAAAUUUAAUUCCAAUUUAUUCACCAAUUUAAUUUGUUUCUCUCUUCGUUAGUUGAUUUAUGUAAUAUUUUUCCCAAUUUAAUUCCCAGAUUUAAUUCUAAUUUAAUUCCCAAAUUUAAUUCUAAUUUAUUCACCAAUUUAAUUCCAUUUUAUUAACAAAUUUAAUUCCCAAAUUUAAUUCCAAUUUAUUCACCAAUUUAAUUUGUUUCUCUCUUCGUUAGUUGAUUUACGUAAUAUUUUUCCCAAUUUAAUUCCCAGAUUUAAUUCUAAUUUAAUUCCCAAAUUUAAUUCCAAUUUAUUCACCAAUUUAAUUUGUUUCUCUCUUCAUUAGUUGAUUUAUGUAAUAUUUUUCCCAAUUUAAUUCCCAGAUUUAAUUCUAAUUUAAUUCCCAAAUUUAAUUCCAAUUUAUUCACCAAUUUAAUUUGUUUCUCUCUUUGUUAGUUGAUUUAUGUAAUAUUUUUCCCAAUUUAAUUCCCAGAUUUAAUUCUAAUUUAAUUCCCAAAUUUAAUUCUAAUUUAUUCACCAAUUUAAUUCCAUUUUAUUAACAAAUUUAAUUCCCAAAUUUAAUUCCAAUUUAUUCACCAAUUUAAUUUGUUUCUUCGUUAGUUGAUUUAUUUAAUAUUUUUCCCAAUUUAAUUCCCAGAUUUAAUUCUAAUUUAUUCACCAAUUUAAUUCCAUUUUAUUAACAAAUUUAAUUCCCAAAUUUAAUUCCAAUUUAUUCACCAAUUUAAUUUGUUUCUCUCUUCGUUAGUUGAUUUAUGUAAUAUUUUCCCAGAUUUAAUUCUAAUUUAAUUCCCAGAUUUAAUUCUAAUUUAAUUCCCAAAUUUAAUUCUAAUUUAUUCACCAAUUUAAUUCCCAAAUUUAAUUCCAAUAUAUUCACCAAUUUAAUUCCCAAAUUUAAUUCCAAUUUAUUAACAAAUUUAAUUCCAAUUUAUUCACCAAUUUAAUUCCCAAAUUUAAUUCCAAUUUGUGAAUUAAAUUGGAAUUAAAAUUUGGAAUUAAAUUGGAAAAUAAAUUAAAUUUGGAGUGAUAAUUUAUUGGUGUUUACAGUUCUACCUUGGAAUUUAGAUUUGGAAUUUAUUACAGAAUUAAAUUAAACGGGAAUUUAAAUUUGGAAUUUAUUACAGAAUUAAAUUAAAUGGGAAUUUUGGAAUUUAUUACAGAAGUAAAUGGGAAUUUAAAUUUGGAAUUUAUUGCAGAAUUAAAUAGAAAUUAAAAUUUGGAAUUUUUUACAGAAUUAAAUUAAAUGGGAAUUUAUAUUUGUAAUUUAUUUAAAUUAAAUUAAAUAGGAACUUAAAUGUGGAAUUUAUUACAGAAUUAAAUUGAACGGGAAUUUAAUUUUGGAAUUUAUUACAGAAUUAAAUUAAAUGUGAAUUUAAAUGUGGAAUUUAUUACAGAAUUAAAUUAAAUGGGAAUUAAAAUUUGGAAUUUAUUGCAGAAUUAAAAUUUGGAAUUUAUUACAGAAUUAAAUUAAAUGGGAAUUCAAAUUUGGAAUUUAUGGCAGAAUUAAAAUUUGGAAUUUAUUACAGAAUUAAAUUAAAUGGGAAUUCAAAUUUGGAAUUUAUGGCGGAAUUAAAAUUUGGAAUUUAUUACAGAAUUAAAUUAAAUGGGAAUUAAAAUUUGGAAUUUAUGGCAGAAUUAAAAUUUGGAAUUUAUUACAGAAUUAAAUUAAAUGGGGAUUUAUAUUUGGAAUUGAAUAGAUUUUGGAAUUCAAUCUGGAAAUUUAGUACAGAAUUAAAUUCAACGGGAAUUUGAAUGGGAAAAUAUUACUUAAAUUAUUAUUCUAAAAAUUCGUAAUUAAUUGGGAAAACACACGAGUCGUUAGCCAUGUUUGCGAUUAUUGUUAAUUAAUAUUAAUGACGAAGAUGUCGAAUUUUCGGGGAAAAAGGGACGGAUUUACAUGGAAAAUUAUUCUGAAAUUAUAUUGUCCUCUGAAUAAACUUGUAUAUAUUCAA
Messenger RNA from Anolis carolinensis (green anole), 3204 nucleotides. RefSeq names its product phosphatidylinositol transfer protein beta isoform. Gene Ontology annotation, biological process: phospholipid transport. Bases 105 to 923 code for a protein of 272 amino acids. The transcript has 11 exons. Gene Ontology annotation, cellular component: cytoplasm. The record is from RefSeq and is a predicted model, not a curated record. Gene Ontology annotation, molecular function: phosphatidylcholine intramembrane carrier activity; phosphatidylinositol binding; phosphatidylinositol transfer activity. Lineage: Eukaryota; Metazoa; Chordata; Lepidosauria; Squamata; Anolidae.